CCGCGCCGGGCUGCAGGUCGAGCGCGUCCCCCCGCCGCUGGCGCCACCCCCCGCGCGACGUGCUGCACAUCGCCAUGGCCUCCGCCGGGUCCGCCGCCGCGCCGGCCCGCGCGCUCGCACUCCCGGCACUGAACCGCGUCGCGGCCGUCGUCUCGUCGCCGUCGUCGUCGCCGUCGUUGGACGCGAGCUAGUGUGCUGCUGCAUCCUCGCGCGCAAAACCGUUUGUGUCGACGACAUAGCAGGGUCGCCGGCCCGGCCGCGCCUGCCCCGCGCCGCGCGCACCACCACGACGACGGACGCCCUGUCCACCUUGUCCGGGGCCUCCGGGGCUCUGGAGGCAACAGGGGCCGGGGCCUGCCACCCGAGGAGCGCCAGGCGCAUGAGCCAGGGCCUGAGCCCGUCCCCACGGCGCAGCCCCUACUCGCUCGACGGGAUGGUGCAGUCCCCGGACGGGCUGGGCCGCCGGCCCGUGACGCGCAGCCAGGCGUCGCGCCGCCGGCCCACCGCCUCGUCGCCGGGCCCGCACGCCGGCCAGCACCGGGCGUCCUCGCAGCAGGACGUCGUCAAGGCCCUGGUGGACUCGCUGGACGACGCGACCCUGGCCGAGCUGCCGGGGCUGCCCGGGGCGCCGGCGGGCCGGCGCCGCUCGCAGCGCCGGGGCGUCGCCGGCGAGGACUGCAUCCUGGACGGCUCGGCGACGCUGGGGCACCCCUGGCGCGGCGGCGGCGGCGGCGGGGUCGCGGCCCGCGCCAAGCACCGCGUCGCGAGCGACGGCAACGUGAGCCUAGACGGCGACCACCUCUACUCGUCGAGGUUCAGCCACCGCACGUUCCCCAAGGAGAUGACGGACGUGGCCUGGUACCCUGGCGACGAGCUGGGCACCCUGUGGCACCAGCAGCCCGCGCACCCCGCCCACCCCGACCACUACUACCGCAGCAACCGCAGCGCCGGCGCCUCGCCGCACUACGGCCACCUGUACCACCCGCAGGACGACGGACACCCGCUGUCCUCGGCGGACAACCUCAUCAACGGCGUGCACGGCCUCAACGGCGGCGACCGGUGCUGGCUCAUCGGCUACCCGCGGCACUGCGCGUCCGAGGUGAACGUCGUGAGCUGGUCCGGCGACCGGCUGCCGCACCCGGCGCCCACCAAGCACCCGGCGUCCCCUGGGAACGGCGUGGCGGGCUGCUCGGGCCGGCCGCCGAGCUCGCCGUGGGAGAACCUCGAGGUGGCCGACGGCGACGACUCUGACGUGCACGACGACCUCCAGCCGCACCGCGGCAAGCGCGCCGGCCGGCCGACGUGCCCCUACCAGUGCCGCUGCCCCUGCGACCACCGCGAGCACCGGGACCAGCCCGCGGCCGCGCAGCCCCUGGGACAGCCCCUGGGGCAGCCGCUCGGGCCGCCCUCCUUCACGCACCUCAGCAGGACGGACGAGAUCACCUCCUUCCCGGCGGACCUGGGCAUCAAGAGCAGGCAGGAGGUGACGUUCUACCCGCGGCGCCGCGGCUCCAACUCCACGUCCUCCACCUCGGUGUUCUCGCUCACGUCCAAGCACCGCCUGUUCAUCAUGGUGCUGCUGCUGCUCGCGGCCGCGACGGGCAUCGGCGUGCCCAUCGCGAUGCGCAUCCAGGCCGGCGCCUCGCUGGAGGAGCGCCUCGAGAUGGCCGCCCGCCUGCUCCGGGAGACGCCGCUCAUCGACGGGCACAACGACCUGCCGUGGAACAUCCGGCAGUACCUGCACAACAAGAUCCACAACUUCCGGUUCAGCAGCGACCUGCGGCAGGUGGCGCCGUGGGGCACGUCCAGCUGGUCGCACACCGACCUGCCGCGGCUCAGGAAGGGCCACGUCGCCGCGCAGUUCUGGGCCGCGUACGUGCCGUGCCAGGCGCAGUUCCGCGACGCCGUGCAGCUCACCCUGGAGCAGGUGGACCUGAUCAAGAGACUGACGGAGCGGUACAACCCGCACCUCACCUGGUGCACCUCCACUGACCACAUCCGGGAGGCGCACUCGCUGUCCCAGGUGUGCUCGCUGGUGGGCGUGGAGGGAGGCCACUCGCUGGGGAACUCCCUGGCCGUGCUGCGGAUGCUGUACGACGUCGGCGUCCGCUACCUCACCCUCACGAGCACCUGCAACACACCCUGGGCCGACUCGGCGCAGGUGGAGGAGCCCGGCUUCAGCCCCGAGCACGGCGGACUCACCAACUUCGGCAGGACUGUGGUGAAGGAGAUGAACCGCCUGGGCAUGCUGGUGGACCUGUCGCACGUGUCGGUGGCCACGAUGCGCGACGCGCUCGAAGUGAGCCGGGCGCCCGUCUUCUUCAGCCACUCGUCCGCCCGGGCGCUGUGCAACUCGAGCCGGAACGUGCCCGACCACAUCCUGGCCACUCUGGCUAACAAUCGGGGAUUGGUCAUGGUCAACUUCUAUUCGCACUUCCUGUCCUGCAGUGAGUUCUCCACGGUAGAGGACGCCGUCGCCCACAUUAACCACAUCAGGGACGUUGCCGGCGUGGACCACGUCGGGCUCGGCGCCGGCUUCGACGGCAUCAACGCGACGCCGCAGGGCCUGGAGGACGUGUCCAGCUACCCGGUGCUGUUCGCCGAGCUGAUCCGCUCGGGCCGCUGGUCCGCCGAGGACCUCAAGAAGCUCGCCGGCCAGAACUUCCUGCGCGUGAUGCGGGAGGUGGAGAAGGUCCGCGACGCCAUGAGCGAGAACAACGUGGGCCCGUUCGAGGACACGAUCGCCACGAAGCACCUGCGCGGCCGCAACAACUGCACGUCCGUGCUGCACCUGCCGCGGCAGCAGCAGCAGCAGCAGCGCGGCCAGGGCGGCGGGGCCGGCGGCGGGCUGGUUCCAUGAUCAGAGUCGGUGCCGGUGACCGUGCGUCGCCGGCACGCCCCCAGCGAGCCCGCCACGCGCCAGUCGUGACCCCCGUCGUCGGCGGCGUCCUCGUCGGCGGCGUCCUCGUCGGCGGCGUCCUCGUCGGCGGCGUCCUCGUCGGCGGCGUCCUCGUCGGCGGCGUCCGCAGGGCCCUGAGGCAGGUCCAGCCCUGCCUGCGGCUUGCGGCGGGGCCGAGACCACACUAGGGAUUUUAAUUUUCCAGAAAAUUAUUUUGGGGAAAUUUUUCAAGAACAUCUUUUGUUUUCAAAAUUUUUGAACCAUUCCCUUAUAAUUUUUUAUUUUAUUUUAUUUUUUCUGGAAAUAUUACAACAUUUUAAAUUUUUCUCUGGAAAAGUUUCAUUUUUUUUCCGGAAAAUGUUCUGAUUUGGAAAUCCCUAGACCAUACCCCUCGCUCUGAGCGAGGCGUCGCGACCCCUCGCUGGUCGUCUCCCUAGCGCACCCCUCGCGCUUGGAUGGAGUAUCAUCGCCCCAAACUUACAGACUCGAUUCUUGAAGAAGAAGAAGAAAAGAAAGUCUCAUUUCGCAGAGAAGUAACUGGGUUCGUGGUUGGUCGAUCGCGGUGUGGGGGCUUAUGCGCCAAACAUAGACGAUCUGGAGUGUAUGAGUGUUUUACGGGGCUGGAGCCUUGCGUAGAGUAAGAUUCUGUAGUGGAGGCUGUGGAUCGUUACAUUUUUCGUGCUUCCUUGUGGAUAUUUACUAUUUUGUAUUGCCCCCGGCAGUUUAUGUACCAAUACCCUCUUAAAUAAGUGCGUUAUGCAUUUUCUUCUAAUAUGUGUACAUAGUAUUUAUUAAUUUCUUGUUCUACAAGAUAAUGUUGUAGAUUAUUGUGAUAUUGAUUUGUUGAUGAUUACUCUCAGUGUGGGCAUAGUAGACUCUUUCAUUAUCAAUUUCUUAACUUUUUGUCUGAUAAAGUCAAAAUAAUUCCCUAAUAUUAGCAGGCUGAUAUUGGGUCCUUUCCUGAAUCCAUAUGCUCAUUUCCCUUCCCCCUCAAACCACCUUUUGAAAACUUUCAGCCACAUAAUUUUUUAAUUUAAGUAAGAAGGAGCAGCAUGUUUGGACCAGUGUCUUUUCUUUCCAUUGUUACUCCUCUUGUCUUCUUUGUUAUUUAACAUAUGUAUUACUAGCCAGGAUUAUGGUGAAAUAUUGUGUACAUCUAGCAAUAAUAAUUCUAUUUACAGAAAAAUCGUUCCUGAUAUUUUAAAUCUAGGUAGUGGGCUAUAAUUUAACUAGACUGCUGUUGGAAAAUCUCAAUUGUACCUAACAGUUUGUGAUACUCUGUUUGUUUUUAACUUUAGUCUAUAAUAUGUUCAACUGUGCAAAAUGUAUAUAUGAGUUUAUAGUGAGUCUAGCCUAAGGUCCCACUUUUCGAAGCACGGGCAGCAUAGGAGAUCGCAGGCGAGAGGGGGAGAGGAAAAGUGUGACCUUAGGCUAGUCUGCCUAUAAUGAUAGAUUGUUGUAAAUGUAGUUAGGUAAAUAAAUUAAAGUUAACACAA
This is a messenger RNA of Frankliniella occidentalis (western flower thrips), 4395 nucleotides long. RefSeq lists its product as uncharacterized. Gene Ontology annotation, molecular function: metallodipeptidase activity. Lineage: Eukaryota; Metazoa; Arthropoda; Insecta; Thysanoptera; Thripidae. The coding region runs from base 380 to 2860 and encodes 826 amino acids. The transcript is spliced from 13 exons. The record is from RefSeq and is a predicted model, not a curated record. Gene Ontology annotation, biological process: proteolysis.